This is a messenger RNA of Ilex paraguariensis (yerba mate), 2000 nucleotides long. Lineage: Eukaryota; Viridiplantae; Streptophyta; Magnoliopsida; Aquifoliales; Aquifoliaceae. The record is from the annotation of a GenBank genome assembly.
AGAGCCAAACCACCUUUUGAGUCUCUCUCUCUCUCUCUCUCUCGCUCGCGUUUUUGGUGGAAUCUGGAACAGCAGACACCAGGUGGAGAUUCAUCGUUCUUUCUCUCAGCUCAGAAAAGAACAAAGCCAGGGAAUGCUGAAAGAUGUAUGUGAGUGUUCAGAAACCCUUCUCUGAAGCAGUUGAGGAUUUGGCCUUACCAGAGCUGCCUUUCUUCAUCCUUCAUACUUGGCAUAUGAAUUACAGUUCAUUUUCUUCCCAUGUCCAAAUGGACAACAGUCCUACAUGUUGUAAAAUGCCGGUUAUGUCAAUGAACAACCUGUGUGAAGACGGUUGACUUGCUUUGCUCCUCAAUACUCCUGCACUGUAGAUUAUAUUUGUCGAAUUAGCAGGAGCGAGUAUAGUGUUAUACAUAUUGGGAUUUUUAGCAUUGAAAUGGAUAACAAAGGGAGUGUGUUGAUGGAAAGAUAUGAGUUGGGGAGAUUACUAGGCCAAGGGACGUUUGCAAAGGUCUACUAUGCAAGAAGUCUCAAAACUGGGCAGAGUGUGGCCAUUAAAGUAGUAGACAAGGAAAAGGUUUUGAGAGUUGGACUCGUGGAUCAGAUCAAGCGAGAAAUAUCUGUCAUGAGACUUGUCAGACACCCUAAUAUAGUGCAACUUUUUGAAGUCAUGGCCACCAAAGCCAAGAUCUAUUUUGUCAUGGAAUAUGCUAAAGGCGGUGAGCUCUUUGAUAAGGUGGCUAAAGGAAAGCUAAAGGAGGAUGUUGCUCGAAAAUAUUUUCAGCAGCUGAUCAACGCUGUUGAUUUCUGCCACAGCAGGGGUGUCUAUCACCGGGAUUUGAAGCCAGAAAACUUGCUAUUAGAUGAGAAUGAGAAUCUGAAGGUUUCCGAUUUUGGGUUAAGUGCCUUUGCUGAAUCAAAGCGCCAAGAUGGGCUGCUUCACACAACUUGUGGGACCCCUGCAUAUGUUGCUCCUGAAGUGAUUAACAGGAAAGGCUAUGAUGGAGUCAAAGCUGAUAUUUGGUCAUGUGGGGUAAUACUAUUUGUUCUAUUGGCUGGUUAUCUUCCAUUCCAUGAUUCAAAUUUAAUGGAGAUGUAUAGGAAGAUAGGCAAAGCAGAGUAUAAAUGUCCCAAUUGGUUUCCACCUGAAGUACGCAGGCUACUGUUGAGAAUAUUGGAUCCAAAUCCAACAACUAGAAUCUCGAUCUCAAAAAUUAAGGAGAAUUCUUGGUUCAAAAGGGGAUUGAACUCUAAACCAAUAAAAACUGAUACAGUGAACAAAGAAAUGGCUUCUUCAAAUGCAGAUGCAGCUUCUAGUUCCUGUGGAAAUAGUGCUGUGGCUGCUCAAGAUAAACAAGAGUUAGUGAGGCUUUCAAACUUAAAUGCGUUUGACAUCAUCUCCCUGUCUGCUGGCUUUGAUCUAUCUGGACUGUUUGAAGAACCUUGUCUGAAAAAAGAAGCAAGAUUCACAUCCUGGCAACCUGCCUCAGUUAUCAUCUCUAAACUAGAAGAAGUUGCUAAACGUCUGAGACUAAAGAUGGGGAAAAAGGAUGGAGGGCUGCUAAAGUUCGAGGGAACAAAGGAAGGUAGGAAAGGAAUCUUGUCAAUUGACGCAGAGAUCUUUGAGUUCACUCCCUCCUUUCAUCUGGUGGAGCUCAAGCAAUCUAGGGGAGAUACAUUGGAAUAUCAGGAGCUGAUGAAAGAGGGUAUAAGACCUGGUCUUCAAGAUAUUGUUUGGGUUUGGCAAGGUGAGCAACACCCAGAGCAACCACCACAAGAACAGCAUCAGCAACAACUAUCACAGGACGAGUCACAACAACUAUGACCACAGAAGCAACCAACAAUUACAUAAACACCUGAUGCAGCAGGAGCAGUGACCUUCAUUGCCAAAGAUGGCAAAUUCUUCAAGUUUGUCUAUUCUAUACAUUUUCCUAAUCUUCCUUUCUUGUGAAUAGUUAUGAUUGUCUUUAUUUGUAUCAUUUCUCAAUCAAAUAAGCUUGUCC